AUGAACAAAACCUGUGAAUAUUUUUUGAUUGAAAACCCGCAUACCUCUACGGUCAUUCCGUUGUCGAUUUUUAUUACUAUUUUAUCAACUAUUGUGAAUCUCGUAGGGUUCUAUGUGAUUUUGUUCAAGUCUACAAAAGAGACCAAGCUCUAUCUUUUCACACUAUUCGGAAAUCAGCUCUCGUUAUGGAUAGCUCAAGGAUUUUGGGCAAUAUUUAUGAACACUAUGCCACUUUUCCCAUUUCCUGCAUUUUACUCAACGAAUGUUUUCAAUUUUUCAACGCAUGCCACCAUUCAUAUCUGGGUUCUAUUAUUGGGCGUUUUUGCGGUUUUCCUAGGUUGUCAAUUGAUUGUUCGGCACAAGAUGAUUGUUCGUGCAAGUAGUUUCUUUAAUUUCGAUAAUUGGGUCUACAUAUGUGCUCUAAUCCUUGGAUGGUGCUUGCUAAAUGGAUCACUUCUCACUGUUUGGACACUUUUCAACAAUCCGUACGCAGAAAAGUUUCUAGAAAUUCAAAAAAGCUUCCCGGGUUGCCAAAAAGUUUUUGAUUUGCCUGGAGUUUUAGUCAUCACAGAUGCAAACCUGUUAUACGUUUGGUUGGGAUUAAUGGCGUUAAUCGGAAUUGCAGUGGAUGGUGCCUACGCCGUUUCCAGUUUUCUGAUGCUUUUCGAAUUAUUUAAACAAACGAGCAAAAUGAGCAAGAAUGCAUUUGCACAUAUGAAAAAAGUGGUUGUAGACACUAUUGUGCAGAUUCUCAUCAAGUCCCUAUUUAUCUCUACAUGGGCAUUCUGGAUUGUUAUAUCCUACUUUGUUGAUAAGAACGUUGACACAAGAGCUGCGUCCACAAUCAUCAACUCGCUGUUCGUAGCCGCCCCGAUUCCCGGAACUAUUUCGAUGAUGGUUCAAAAUGCUAGCUACCGAAAAUUUAUAACCGAAACCAUAUUGCGCAGAAAACGUUCCGAAGUCAAUCCGUACCAAUCUACACUUCCAGGCCGUCUUUGA
Messenger RNA from Caenorhabditis elegans, 999 nucleotides. RefSeq names its product Serpentine Receptor, class I (gene W02H5.16). Bases 1 to 999 code for a protein of 332 amino acids. The record is from RefSeq and is marked reviewed. The transcript has 6 exons. Lineage: Eukaryota; Metazoa; Nematoda; Chromadorea; Rhabditida; Rhabditidae.